AUGAUGUUGAUGAAAAUAUUGAAAAUUUACUUGCAACAUUUAUUUAAAAAUCCUGAAUCAGUUUUACAAGAUAUUGAUGUUCAACGUUUACAUGCUAUUAUCUAUCGUGAUGUGGAUGAUACAAAACAAUCACAAUUUUUAGCAUUAUCUAUUGUUUAUUUUGCAUCGGUAUUAAUGAUAUCAAGAUAUCUCGAUAUUAUUGAAACAAAUCAAGUUUCUUUAUCAAGAACAACAUCAUUUAUGAGUUCAGUAAUGGACAAUACUAUUGAUAUGACUAUUGUAAAUGGUUUAAGUCAGUGGUCGCAGCAGUCUAUAUCUGAAAAUCAGGAAAAUAGGCAGGAUACAUUUUAG
Rotaria sp. Silwood1 is the source of this 351-nucleotide messenger RNA. The record is from the annotation of a GenBank genome assembly. Lineage: Eukaryota; Metazoa; Rotifera; Eurotatoria; Philodinida; Philodinidae.